Messenger RNA from Hemisphaericaspora subhashii, 1881 nucleotides. RefSeq names its product PEX6 family protein. The transcript has a single exon. Gene Ontology annotation, molecular function: ATP binding; ATP hydrolysis activity. Gene Ontology annotation, biological process: protein import into peroxisome matrix. Lineage: Eukaryota; Fungi; Ascomycota; Pichiomycetes; Serinales; Debaryomycetaceae. The record is from RefSeq and is a predicted model, not a curated record. The coding region runs from base 1 to 1881 and encodes 626 amino acids. Gene Ontology annotation, cellular component: cytosol; peroxisomal membrane.
AUGAGUCUUAAGACUUCGAUAUUGUUGAAUUCACUGAGUAGAGGGAUUGGAAAGACUACAUUGGUAAGAAAUAUAUGUAUUGAAAUGGGUCUUAAUUUGAUUGAAUUUGAUUGUUUUGAAUUAUUAAAUCCAGGACAAGAAUUGAAAACUAUUGGAUUAUUGACUGGGAAAAUUGAUAAAAUAAUUGGGAACUUGCCAAAUGGAGACACAGGGUUUCAUGUUAUUUAUUUAAAACAUAUUGAGAAUUUAUGUCCUAAAACUGAUGAUAAUGAUCAAAAUUCAAGUAUUUUCACUUCGUUGUCUUUGAAAGUUAUCCAAACUUUGAAUGAUUAUUUAAAUAAAUACCCCAACAUGGUGAUUAUAAUGAGUUGUAAUGACUAUGAUAAAUUAAAUGAUAAUUUGAAAUCAUUGAUUAAAUUUACAAUUGAAUUCACCGUUCCUACCGAGAAUGAAAGAUUAGAAAUCUUUAAGUUUUUAAUCACUAAUGAAAAGAAGAAAUUACAUCAACAAAAAGAUAAUAUCGAAGAUAAUGAUAUCCUAAUGAAUACCAACAGUCUGAAAUUAACCGAUAUAAAUUCCUUCCCAUUCAUAAUUAGAAAAGACAUAAAUUUCAAAAGUCUUGCACUUCAAUCAGCCGGUUUAACUCCUCGUGAUUUAAUCUCAAUCAUCAAAAAAUCCAAAAAAUUAGCCAUCAAAAGACUCUCCAAACUCGCCAAAGAAUUGCACAUCUCCUCCAUUAAUAAAUUAAUCCAUGUCGGUAAUGGAGGUGUCAUAAAUUGGAUCCCAGAUGAUUUCAACGCCGCCAUCAAUGAAGCACGUAAUCAAUUCAGUGAUUCCAUUGGUGCUCCAAGAAUCCCAAAUGUAAAAUGGGAAGAUAUCGGAGGUUUAGAUCUCGUGAAGGAUGAAAUCUUGGAUACCAUCGAUAUGCCAUUAAAACAUCCCGAAUUAUUUAAUAAUGGACUUAAAAAGAGAAGUGGGAUCUUAUUUUAUGGUCCACCAGGGACAGGGAAAACCUUAUUGGCAAAAGCAAUCGCCACCAAUUUCUCACUUAAUUUCUUUUCGGUCAAAGGUCCGGAAUUGUUAAAUAUGUAUAUCGGUGAAUCGGAAGCUAAUGUUCGUCGUGUGUUCCAAAGGGCUCGUGAUGCAAAACCAUGUGUUAUCUUUUUUGAUGAAUUGGAUUCAGUGGCGCCUAAGAGAGGUAAUCAAGGUGAUUCUGGUGGUGUUAUGGAUAGAAUCGUUUCUCAAUUAUUAGCAGAAUUGGAUGGGAUGAGUAGUGAUGGAGGUGAUGGGGUUUUCGUGGUUGGUGCCACGAAUAGACCAGAUUUAUUGGAUGAAGCAUUGUUAAGACCAGGUAGAUUUGAUAAGAUGUUAUAUUUAGGUAUUUCCGAUACUGACGAAAAACAAACUAAGAUUCUUGAAGCUUUGACUAGAAAAUUCAAAUUGCAUGAUGAUGUUAGUUUGGAAACUGUGGCUGAGAAAUGUUCAUUCACAUUCACGGGUGCUGAUUUUUAUGCCUUAUGUUCUGAUUCUAUGUUGAAUGCCAUGACUAGAGUCGCUAAUGAAGUGGAUGCAAAGAUUAAGCAAUAUAAUGAUGAAAUGAAAUCACAGGGGAAGAAUGAAGUUAAUACAAGAUGGUGGUUUGAUAAUGUUGCUACUGAAGACGAUACUACUGUUCUCGUCAAGAUGGAAGAUUUUAUCAAGGCCCAAAAUGCAUUAAUCCCUUCUGUUAGUGCGGAAGAAUUACAACAUUACUUGAGAGUGAGAGAAAACUUUGAAGGUGGGAAAGAAAAGGCACAGCAAGAUUCUGUGACAAAUGGACAAGUUAUUAAUGAACAAGAUUUAUUAGACGGCUCUAUAACUAUCAACGGAAAUGGUAAUUAG